AUGAGCCUCAGUAAAAAAACAAGUAGUGUUUGGUCUCAUUUUACUGUAGUUGAGGGCACUCACUUUGCAAAAUGUGACAUUUGUAAACACAAAUACUCAUUUAAGACAAGUGUCACAAAUUUGAAAACACAUCUUGCUAAAGCGCAUUGGAUCCAAAUGACUACCAUUCAACCAGUUGAAAAUGACCAACUGAUGGACGAUCCACCUCCACCAUCUGCUCCAACUGCUCAAAGUUUGCCCUCGACGUCUACAUCGUUCUCUAUAACACAAGCAGAAACAGGUUCACAAAAUACUGAACAACCACUACCUAAUACUGCCCAAAACUUACCAAUAGUACGUAAAAGGAAGCAAGCAUCAAUUACCACAUUUGUGCCCAAAAAGAUGACAUUUGAUGUUCAAAAAAAGAUUGACGAGGGUCUUCUAAAAUUGUUCACUAAGGACUUUCAGCCGUUUAAAGUAGUGGAAGACGAGGGUUUCAAGAAUUUUGUUAAACUUUUAAAUCCCGCUUAUAAAUUACCUGAUCGUCACACAAUAUCCAAAGUCCAUAUCCCUGCGCUAUAUGAAAAAAGUUUAAACGAGACCAAAGAACUAAUAACCAAUGAAUCUUUGAGUGGUUGUUUAACGACAGAUUGUUGGACAUCUCGAAGCAAUAUAGCAUUCAUUUCUAUCACUUAUCAUUUUAUUGACACACAAUUUGUUUUAAGGUCUGUAUUGUUGGGAUGCUAUGAGUUUUCUGAAAGCCAUACAGGGGAAAAUCUACGUGACACAAUUCAAGAAACACUUGAUAAAUGGGGCUUGAAUAAAGAAAAAAUUGUUCUAGCAGUAUCAGAUAACGCUAAUAACAUAAAAUCUGCAUUGAGUAUGUUACAAGUUAAGAGUUUGGGGUGUUUUGCUCAUACCCUCAACUUAAUUGUCCAAGAUGCAUUGAAGUUACAGUCAUAUUUAAUCGAUAAGAUAAAAUGUAUUGUAACUCACUUUAGGAAAAGUAGUAGGGCAAACCACAAACUCAAUAUAUAUCAAACAAGCAAUGGAUCUAAUGUACCUAAAAAACUGUUACAAGAUAUAAGUACACGUUGGAACUCGACAUAUUAUAUGUUAGAUCGUUUUGUUGAGUUAGAGGAUGCGAUUAGGGCUACUCUAGGAUUAUUAGAUAACCCCCCUCAAAUACUUUCUGCAAAUGAAUGGAAAAUUGCCAAGGAACUCAUUCAAGUGUUACGUCCUUUUGAGGAAGCUACAAAGGCGGUUAGUGGCAGCAAGUAUAUGACCGCAUCUAUAAUUAUAGUGAUUGCCCAAGGUCUUCAGAAUGUUUGUGAGCAGAUGGCUAAGAAAAACUUUACCAUAGAGGUAAUAAAUGUUAUAAAAAAGUUACAAGGUGGUAUGCAACAUAGAGACAGAUGGGGAUCAAUAGAGCGUAGUAAGACGUUGGUUAGGUGUACAUUUCUGGAUCCUCGAUUCAAAGGUAUAACAUUAACAAAUGCAAUGCAACAGUCAACGAAAACUGAAAUUAUUGAGUUAACUGCUGCAAUUAUUUCUGAAAGUCGAUUGUUUGAUGCUCAACUUCAAGAAGAUUCCAAUCCUUUACCUCAAGAAGUUGAUGAAGAUGAAAGUGUUGUGUCUAUCUGGAAAACAAUAGAUUCAAGAGUAGCACAACUUCGACCCACAAGCACAACUACAUCCAGAGCAAUUAUAGAGGUACAGCGAUAUUUAGAAGACACAAUUAUCAAUAGAAAUUGUGAUCCUCUUAAGUGGUGGUUUGAUAAUAAGCAUAAUUAUCCUUACCUCAACCAGUUGGCCAGAAAAAUGUUAUGCGCUCUUGGAACAUCAGUGCCAUGUGAAAGAGUUUUUUCCAAAGCGGGACUACUAUUAAGUGAUCGGCGCUGCAAUUUAAGCAGCAAAAAGGCAGAAAUGUUACUUUUCCUAAAUCAAAAUACAUAG
Metopolophium dirhodum (rose-grain aphid) is the source of this 1935-nucleotide messenger RNA. RefSeq names its product E3 SUMO-protein ligase ZBED1-like. Gene Ontology annotation, molecular function: DNA binding; protein dimerization activity. The record is from RefSeq and is a predicted model, not a curated record. NCBI's taxonomy places the organism in Eukaryota, Metazoa, Arthropoda, Insecta, Hemiptera, Aphididae. Bases 1 to 1935 code for a protein of 644 amino acids. The transcript is spliced from 2 exons.